Amborella trichopoda is the source of this 1401-nucleotide messenger RNA. Its product is annotated as putative pentatricopeptide repeat-containing protein At3g28640. The record is from RefSeq and is a predicted model, not a curated record. NCBI's taxonomy places the organism in Eukaryota, Viridiplantae, Streptophyta, Magnoliopsida, Amborellales, Amborellaceae. Gene Ontology annotation, biological process: RNA modification. Gene Ontology annotation, molecular function: RNA binding; protein binding.
AUGGCGGCCCACGCCCUCCUCAUCACCUCAGACCUCCACCAAAACAACUACGCCCUCUCCAAACUCCUCGCUCCCCUCUCCUCCCUCCACCUAAACUACGCGACCUCUCUCUUCCUCCGCAUCCAAAAUCCCAACGCUUUCCUCUCCAACACCAUCAUCCGAGCCCGCGCCAAUGGCCCUGACCCCCGCUCCGCCCUCUCGCUCUUUGCCCACUCGCCUCACCAUGAUGCCCACGCCUUUGCUUUCGCUCUCAUCGCCUGCGCUAACUCAACCUCACUUUGGGAAGGCCGGCAAUUGCAUUCACAAGUAACGCGCAAUGGCAUGGCGUGCGGAGACUGCUUCUUGCGCUCCAACCUCGUGCGGCUUUACGUCCAGUGUGGACGCUUAGCUGAUGCUCGGCUCGUCUUUGAUGAGACGCCUGGUUGUGUUCGAGACAAUGUGAUUUGGCAUGCGAUUAUACAUGGGUAUGUGAGGGAGGGCCGUUGUACCGAUGCAUUUGCUCUGUUUAAUGACAUGCAAAUUGAGGGUGUGGGAGUCGACAGGUUUGUGGCCACGACGAUGCUUACUGCGUGCGCGCAUGUGGGGGCGCUGAGGCAGGGGCGGUGGGUUCACGAGCUCUUGAGCAGUGGGGUCGAGGUUGAUGACUAUGUGGGCACGGCACUCGUAGAUAUGUAUGCAAAGUGUGGGUGUAUAGAGAGAGCAGUUAAAGUGUUUGAUGAAAUGCCUGAGAAAAAUGUGCACUCAUGGACUGCAAUGAUCGUGGGGCUUGCCAUGCACGGCAUGGCAGCACAUGCUUUACGAUGCUUUGACAAAAUGCAGGCCCUCCGCAUCCGGCCCGACCCUGUUACACUCUUAGGAGUUUUAACAGCUUGCAGCCAUGGGGGAAUGGUAGAAGAAGGGCUUUCUCUCUUCUCAAGUAUGGUGAACAAAUAUAACAUAGAACCCGAGCACCCACACUAUGGGUGCAUAGUUGACAUGCUUUGUAGGGCUGGGAGGUUAAAUGAGGCGUUCGAUUUUGUCAAAGCCAUGCCUAUAAGGCCUCGGGCCUCAGUUUGGGGCGCUCUGUUGAGUGCAUGCAAGGCUAAGGGCGAGGUGGGGUUAGCCGAGCGUGCAGUGGAAGAGCUAGCGGGCUUUGAGCAAUGCAUGGAUGGAGCUUACACUGAAUUAGCGAAUUUGUAUGCGUGUGUCGGGCGAAGGGGCGAUGCGAAAGGGGUGAGAGAGGUGAUGGGGAGUGAGAGGGUGAGGAAGACCCCCGGUUGCAGCGUGAUAGAGGUAGGUGGUGAGGUUAGUGAGUUUGUAGCAGGGGAUGAAGUGCACCCCUUAAUGGCUCAGAUACGUGAGGUCUUGGCUGUUUUGAACUGGCAUAUGAUUAAGGUGGAUGAGAAAAUUUUAAAAGUAUAA